This is a messenger RNA of Jaculus jaculus (lesser Egyptian jerboa), 2083 nucleotides long. It is a transcript of the gene Tlcd3a, whose product is annotated as TLC domain containing 3A. Gene Ontology annotation, biological process: lipid homeostasis. Gene Ontology annotation, cellular component: endoplasmic reticulum; membrane. The coding region runs from base 49 to 822 and encodes 257 amino acids. NCBI's taxonomy places the organism in Eukaryota, Metazoa, Chordata, Mammalia, Rodentia, Dipodidae. The record is from RefSeq and is a predicted model, not a curated record. The transcript is spliced from 5 exons.
CCGAGCGGAGGAGCCACGCCGAUCCAGGCGGCGGGACCCGGAGCACCCAUGCUGCAGACGCUGGCCUGGGGCUCGCUCUUCUUCCCGGGGCUCUUCGCGUUCAGCGUCUGGGCGCUGCGCCGCUUGCGGCCCGAAUGGACCUUCCUCGACUGCGUGAUCAUCGGCACCAGGCUGGUCUCCUCCGUGCAGGCUGUGCUGGCCACGGGGUCAGGGAUCAUCAUCAUCUGCUCCUGCCGCAACGUGGUCUCAGACAGGCACUGGCUGUCCCGAGAAUACGUCUGGUUUUUGAUUCCAUACAUGAUCUAUGACAUCUGUGCCAUGUACCUCUGUGAAUGGUGCCGAACCAGAGACCAGAACCUCAGGCGCACCAUCAUUUUUCGAAACUUCCUGAGUGAAAACCGCCUCAUGAUCACACAUCAUAUGGUCAUUCUGUUGAUCCUUGUGCCUGUUACACAGAAGCUCCGGGGAGAACUUGGGGACUUCUUUGUUGGCUGCAUUUUCACAGCAGAACUGAGCACGCCAUUUGUGUCACUGGGCAGAAUUCUGAUUCAGCUGAAACAGCAGCACACCUUUCUGUACAAGAUCAACGGGAUCUUCACGCUGGGCACCUUCUUCUGUUGUCGGAUCCUCCUCUUCCCCUUCAUGUACUGGUCGUAUGGCCAGCAGCAAGGACUGAGCCUGCUCAAAGUGCCGUUCAACAUUCCGCUGUCUUGCAACAUGGCCAAUGCCUUCCUCAUCGCUCCCCAGCUCUACUGGUUCUCUCUGCUGUGUAAGAAGGCAGCCCGGCUCUUUGACACUGCCAAAGCCAAGAGAGAUAGUUAAUUACUCCAGGCGGUGACUGGAUCGCCUCACACUAGCUGCCACAUAGACUCAGUAUUCCAAAUUGUGAGCCAAAUUAUGCCCUGGGUGACCUCAGCCUUUUGGGUGUUGAUAAGCAAAAGGAUUUGCGUGUUUUAUUUUAUUUUAUUUUUUUAAUAUUCCUAUUAUCUCCCUCUUCUAACUUGCCCCUUUUGCAAAAGCACUUGUGUCUUGGUAACAACUUUUGGAUUCUGUGAGACCACUGCAGCAAGGUAGUUUUAAUGCAAGGUCAAGAAUCCUUCCUUGGAUCUAUCUCAAGAGGCAGAAGCACGGAUACCUUACUUUCCAAUGCUCAGAGCAACAUCUGUAAUACUGGGUCAGCAGAGGCAAAUGAUGACUUGGUUCUUGAAAUAAUGUCGUCUUGCAACAUUGGCCUGAGAAAAUCAUUGUGGGUAUGUAAUUUUUAUUGUUUACUAGAUAGACCAUUAGCAGCUCUUGCCUUGUCCUGUCAUGUGUCUCGAGAAUGAAUUUCUCAUGUCUACUGACUUCCAGUCAGAAGGGCUCAAAGACAGCAGGCAGAAGGAAGGGCUGGGAACCUGGAGCACUUGAGGUUAGGAGGCCAACAGAGGCCACCACGUUUGCAAGCUUAGUGUGACGACCAAACAUUAUCCACCUCCUUUUUAGCACGACCUCUUGUGCACAAAUUUUUAUGUGCCUGCACAAAUAGGAUGCUCGUAAGAAACUCCUGAGACAAUCGAAAUGAUGGCUUCUGUAACUGUUUACUGUGGGAUCACAGUACAAACUGACACGGCCCUUUGAGUACCAAAGUGGAGACAGAUUUCGGCACUCUAAGCCAUGAGAGGUCUCAUCCAGACCAUGGAAUGCUUCUCCCAGAGCCAGGCUCAUUGGUAUGUUGAAUGUACUGCCAUUUGGCCACGGAAGGUUAAAACAGCUAGGGUGGCCAAAUCAUGUCCUCAUGUGGAUCAACGCCUUCUCCUGUUUGUAAAUAGGAUGUGGUGCCAACACUAAUCUCUGAACUAGAAUGGGUUGGAGAGGACCCUACUACCAUGACUUUUCAAGUGGUAGUAGAAAACUAGAAUUUUUAAAGUGCCUUAUAAUUCACUGUCCAUGAACUUCUAAAGGACUGAAUAAUCAUGUCUCAAAUUUUGACUUUCAGUCUUUAAUAGGUGCCAUUUAAAAAAAUGUAUUUUUUUUUUUUUUUUACUGUUUUGUGUACUGUUGAUGCAUCUAUAUGGUGAUUAAAUUGCACUAAUUUUCCAACUUA